Messenger RNA from Brassicogethes aeneus, 2715 nucleotides. Lineage: Eukaryota; Metazoa; Arthropoda; Insecta; Coleoptera; Nitidulidae. The record is from the annotation of a GenBank genome assembly.
AAAAAAAGUGUGUCAGCUCUGACGCAUAACUAGAGUUUACUCUUUAUGAACAUGAAAGAUUAUAAAAUACAUGUUUAUUUUUACGGGCACCUGGUUUUUUUUUUAACAUAGAAAAUUAAAAACUUUAACUCUUUCAAAAUUUGUUUCGUUUUUAAUUCUAUUGUUUACCAGAUUUAUAGAUAAAAACCGAAUUUACUGGAAAGAAAUCGUGGAAAAUUAAUGUUUUUAGUAACAUUCUUAACUUUUGAAGUUCAACAAAAUUUUGUAUUGACCAAAAAUCUUGAAUUGAAAGUUCCUAUUUAACGUGUAAUCGUGUAAAAAUUCUUGGCCAAGAAUCUGGUCAAAUUCUGGUCACAGACUUGUCCAAGUCUGCCACCAGUUUGGAUAAAGAAUUGGUCAAGAAUUGUCCAAUUCUUUUCAAAGUGCUUCUCCAAGUAUCUUGACAAAGAAUAUUGUCCAAUUCCAUUGCUACUAGGGUAGUAGACUAGACAAAAAUAUGGAUUUUGUUUGUUUAAGGCGAGUGCACAGGGCAUGAAUGAUACCAAGCAUCCAAAGACAGUUACCAACAUGGCAAAACACGCGUCAAAAUUGACAGUACCGUUAAAAUUUCGACCCCCCAAAAUUUCAGUGCGGAAACGAUGACUUGCUGCUGCCCCGAGUGCUACUCGAACAUCUACCACGGCGAAUGCUGCGAGUGCUACCAGACCGAGCCGAUAUGCUGCUACUGCGAGAAAAACUGCACGCAAAAGGGGCUGUUUACGAUCGCGUGGAGCGCCGAAACGCCCUGCUGCAACCCGGGCAGGGCCUGCGGCAUAGAGCUGGAGCUGUGCGACACGCCGUCCAACAUCGAGCAAAAGUGUCAGGAGCUCAAAGAGUGGCUGAAUUGCCCCCCCAUCAACGACAUGUGCGAGUGCAAGUUGAAGGUCAACGAGUUCAACUGCCCGAACAUCGUGAAGCAGUUGAAUUGCCCGCAAUGCAAGCGGUACGAGUCCAGUACUACUGAGAACGCCAGUGGCGACAGGGACGACGAUUAUUCCGUGGCCAGUCCCGAGACCGUAAAGGAGACCAGGCAGUUUCUUAAUAUAACGUCCAACGUGGAGUUUAUAGGCGAGAAUGCUACAAGUGAUGAAGACCGACGCGAAGAAAAACUUAUCUCGGAGUGUGAGCUGACUGACAACCAAAUAGAGGACCAAAAUGAUUAUCAAAACAACGGAAAAGAUGACAAACAAAAUUAUACCAGAAAUGGGGAUGAUAAUAACGGAAAAGAUAACCACAACUAUAUUAGGAAUGAAGAUGAUCAAAAUACCGCAAAAGACGACAAACAAGACUUGCUGGACAAAAUUAUGGCCGCCACGAAGAAACUCCUCGAAGCCCAAAUUCUCUUUAAAUCCCCGGAGGGUGAGGUGGAGAAGAUCAUGACCGGCAAAAGAGUAAGUAGAAAAUCAAAAGCGUACGAAAAUAAAAAGCUGGAAAGCAUAGCCAUUGCGAAUAGGUACCACAGACCAAGCCAAGCUCUUAAACCCGGUUUUGGUGGUAAAAAAUCAGUAGUUGAGGAAAGUGACAAGGAACAAAAAGAAAAACUACUGAAUAAAAUUUUAAAAGCGACCAAAGAUUUGCUGAGCUCUCACUUGAACUGCCCGAAAAUGAGCAUGGAGAAGAUAAUGCAAGACAGCAAAUCCUGCCUGAAGAUAUGUUUUAAACAGGAAAAACCACCGCAAACCGUCAAUAAAUCGAAAAGCGAAAACAGCCUGAACGAAACAAGGAACAACAUCACCAUUUUGUUCACUUGCCCUUGCGAAUGCGCGACAGACCAAAGAAAAAUCCAGUUCAACGGUCAAAAAUUCGACUUGAAAGCGGACAAUUUUCAAACAAUCAAUGAAGAUGUUAAAGAAUGUGAAGGAAACAACCGUAACGUCCCAGUUAAUAGUCUUUGCGUGAUGGGCGCACCAAAACUUCCGAAAAAUCUGGACAAAAUCACAAUAAACCCAUUGAACGGAGAACCCAUCAACAAAGACAAGAUUGUACUUUUGGUGAGCUGUCCUUGCGAAAAUAUGCCGGAUAAAAAUAAAUACAAUGUUGACAAUAAGGAUGUAUACAAGAUCGAAGAAUUCGCAGUGGCUAAAAAGGAUGAAAUCGCUGAUUCCAAAGUGGAUAAAACAAAUACAGUUUUUGAAGAUCAACAGGAAUAUCAGACACGAGGGCAAGACGAAGAAAACAAUCAAGAGCUAAAUCAGAACCAAGCACAAGAGGAAGAAAACAAUCGAGAGGAAAAUCAGCAGCAAGCACAAGAGGAAGAAAACAAUCGAGAGGAAAAUCAGAAGCAGGCACAAGAGGAAGAAAACAAUCGGGAGGAAAAUCAGAAUCAAUUACAAGAGAAAGAAAACAAUCAGACACAAAACUCGUUCCCGAUGUUGGCUGACGAUCCCUCGGAAGUUAAAAACCCAGAAUAUAAAAAAGAAAAAACUAGCAGUAGCAGCGUGGAUUCGGAGUUGGUUCGUUUGAAAAAGCACGAAAAAAUGGACCCUAAAGUGCUGAGACAAAGAAUACGGCAAGCGAAUGCCAAAAGGAAAGAAGACAUUAAGGCGGCAGCCGAAACAUUGGACCGAAUGGAGAGCGAAAAAGAAUUGGCCAACCACAUGGGCAAUACAUAAUACGACGUCACUCGCAUGAGUGAUUUUUAGUUUUUGUUCUUGUUAUUUGUACCUAUAUGAUGAA